Messenger RNA from Gregarina niphandrodes, 2256 nucleotides. RefSeq names its product myb-like DNA-binding domain protein. The transcript has a single exon. Gene Ontology annotation, cellular component: Prp19 complex; spliceosomal complex. The record is from RefSeq and is a predicted model, not a curated record. Lineage: Eukaryota; Apicomplexa; Conoidasida; Eugregarinorida; Gregarinidae. The coding region runs from base 1 to 2256 and encodes 751 amino acids. Gene Ontology annotation, biological process: mRNA splicing, via spliceosome.
AUGCGGUCAGUGCAGAAGGGGGGUCAGUGGAAGAAUAGCGAGGAUGAGGUACUGAAGGCUGCGGUGAUGAAGUAUGGUAUGAACAACUGGAGUCGUGUGGCGUCGUUAUUGAAUCGGAAGACAGCUCGGCAAUGUCGUGCUCGAUGGUAUGAAUGGUUGGAUCCCCAUGUGAAGAAGACGGCAUGGUCUCAGGCUGAGGAUGAGCGUUUGUUGCACGCAGUUAAGUUGUUUCCAACACAGUGGAAGACGGUGGGGCCUUUGGUGGGUCGUACGGCGUAUCAAUGUCUCACCCGUUACGGCGAAUUGUUAGACCGCGCGGCGGGUCGGGAAGACGGGCAGGAUGUGGAAGACCCGGACGACCCACGGAGACUGCGUCCGGGUGAGAUAGAUCCGAACCCGGAGACCCGGCCGGCCAAGGCCGAUGCCGUGGAUCUGGACGACGAUGAGAAAGAAAUGCUGGCUGAGGCGCGCGCACGACUUGCAAACACCAAAGGUAAAAAGGCGAAGCGGAAGGCGCGUGAGAAACAAUUGGAGAGUCGCAAACGUUCCGUCAUGGUGCAGAGACGUAAGGAGCUUGAGGAGGCUGGUAUCAUGCUUAAACCUCGACGGAACAAGGCGGAGCGCAUGGAUUACGCUACCGAAAUCCCAUUCGAAACCGCACCCCGACUCGGUCUGUAUGACACCAGCUAUGAACAAGAAUUGCCUGCCAGCCGCAAAGCAGCCGCACUAAAACUCCAAUCCCUCGAGGCUGCCAAGGCUAAGGUACGCAAUCAACGACUACAAAUAGAAGAUCGAAAACGCAAACCUGUGAAUACCCAAAAUGAGGUAGACGUCUUCAGUGUCCGCCAACGCAGUACUUUAACCUUACCCAGGCCCUUAGCCGCCGACCAAGAUCUGGUCGACCUCGCCAAAGCCGCCGUCCGACCUGCUCCAGACCUGUUGAGCGACGUACUUGCGCCCGUCGUCGGCACACAGAAACUUACUGCCGGCACACGCCUCGACACACAUGCUGGCACACACCUCGGUACGGGGACACUGCCCGGGCGUAACACCACCGGGACGGGGGCUCCCAAAAGUUCCAGUCGGGGGAUUUUGCCGGUAGCGGAGGACGAGUUUGCAUCACGAAAGUUCUCUGCUGCCGAACUAUUGGGCGAGAUGCCGCUUACAGUAGGGCUACGAUAUGGCGUGGAGAUUGAUUUACAUCUCGACUCAACGUCCGAGACAGAAGCCGACAGGCCCGAGGACGCGCGCGAUAUGGCUCGCAUACGACAGCGCACACGCGCGCGUCAACUCGACCGACUCGCGGCCGUAAACCGGCGAGUCGAACUCUUCCUCGGACAUUACCCACGCCCCGAACAACUGCCCCAGGACCCCGUCCUUCUCGUCACCCUUCUGCGCCGCGGUUCCGAAACGGCGACCAAGGUCAAGGCCGAAACGGCGACCAAGGUCAAGGCCGAGACGGCGGCCAAGGUCAAGGCCGAAAACCUGAUUGACUUGCAGGUCGCCGAAUUGCUUUGCGACGAUGAACGCUUCCUCCCCGCCAAGGAGUACUACAAGUUCUUCCAGUCGCCGGACGCCCUCGAGUCGAUAACGAACUUGCGUAAUAGCUUCCUCCUCGCCGCACAACAACGUAACCAGACGGCUCUUAAAUGGCUCGAACGCGCUGCCGACCUCAUCAACCAGCUAGCCACACAAGAGCGUCAACAAUGGGAAGGAGAUGAGCGAGAAAUAGAUGAGCGAGAAAUAGAUGAGCGAGAAACAGAGGACAACAGUGCUGAAGCCAUGGUCAUCGAGGAGACUAUGUUCGACCGGUAUCGCGCGCACAUUCCCGUGCACUCAUUGGAGCAGGAAGCAGUGGGGAGCCCGGGGGUGGGGGAGAUGCGCGUGGCAGUCUGGGACGGCGACCGUUGCCGGUUCGUGGCGGUAGACGACCGACUUGCGACUGGCCGGAUCGACGAAGAGAUCGCGGCUGCGACCAAGACCUCUGCACAAAACGCGAAGGCAAACCGCAAGUUGGCGAACAACGUGGCGCUGCUCACCGCGGGAUAUGGUGAACGCGUCGAUGCCCUGCUCCACAACCUCGACGUCCUCUACCAGUGCGAACUCGACCUCUUCCACCAAACCACCGCCGCCCAACUUCCCGAACAAAAACUCGCCUUGGUCGACCCGAACACCGGGACGGAGACGGCUAUGAGUCUCGGUCCCGGUGUUCGGGCUGCUACCGGGUCUAACGGAGACAACGUUCCCGUGCGGUAG